AAUUGAUAACCCGUAUAUGUACACAUACCGUGUGUGAUGAUUCAUAAGCAUGUUUUAUUUUAUAAAAAAUAGUGAAUUAAUUAAUUUUUAAUAAAUCUUUUUUACAUAUAAUAUUAUUUUAACACAUUACUUUUUUAUAUUGAAAUGUACACACAGACAAUUAAAAUGCCAGUACAAAAAGAUUCAAAUAUUGUCAAAAUAGCAGUGGAGAUGACAAAUCAAGUCGCACAAUUAAUUGAAUUUAAUCAAAAACAACCUUUGACGGGGAUUAUUCAGGAAUUAUGUAAUGGUUGGGGAUUAACAGAUCCUGAGACAUACUCUUUACAGUUUUCAGAAAGCAACAACCAAAACUACAUAACAGAAAAAAAUAGGAAUGAAGUUAAAAAUGGGAGUGUAUUAAGGUUGGAACAUUCACCAUCUAAAACAGCAGCAGACAUUUUAACUAAAUUAAACAACGGAACUGCUGAAGAAAAAAUUCCAGCACUCAAAAAAUUGAGUACUCUUAGUAAUGAUAUCACAUUUGCUCAUGAAUUUAUUAACAAACAGGGCUUACCCUUUAUUAUAUCACAAAUUGAAUCUGGAAAGUAUAAAAACACAGCAUUGGCUUAUUCUCUUCAGUCUUUUGUUGAGUUGAUGGACCAUGGAAUAGUUUCUUGGGAUAUUUUGGAACCUGCUUUUAUUAACAAAGUUGCUAGCUACGUCAAUAAUCAGUCAGUUACUCAAGACUCUAAUGUUAUUAAAGCGUCGUUAAGUAUUCUUGAAAGUAUUGUAUUAAAUUCUUCUGGAAAAUACAGUUUAGUAGAGAAAGAAGUAACUUUCCCUAAUCUUGUGAUGCAUCUUCAAAGUUUGAGUCCACAAAUACAACAAAAUACUAUAGCUUUAAUAAACGCACUAUUUCUUAAAGCUGAUUUAGCUAAACGACGAGCAGUAGCUGCUACAUUACAAUCAAAGCAAGUAAGAAAUGUUUUUCUUACAAAUGUUAUUCAAUCCACUGGACAAGUUGGAACGGAAAUGGCUCACCAACUUUACGUUCUUCAAACAUUAAUGUUAAGUCUUUUAGAACAACGAAUGAUGACAAAAAUGGAUCCUCAAGAUCAAGAUGCCCAUGAUAAGAUCAAAGAGUUACGGAGAAUCGCUUUUGAUACAGAAGGGUGUCUUGGAGGAGACGUUGCCGCAAGAAAGCAUGGUUUAUUUGCCAAAGAUUAUAAGAAAUUAGGAUUUAAAUAUGAUAUUAAUCCAGCUUUAGAUUUUACUGGAACUCCGCCUGGAAUGCUGGCACUUGACUGUAUGAUAUAUUUUGCAAGAAAUCAUACUGAACAAUACACUAAGGUAGUUUUGGAGCAUUCCUGUCGUGCUGAUGAACAUGAAUGUCCAUUCGGUAGAACUAGUGUUGAACUUGUGAAACUUUUAUGUGAAGUUUUACGUAUCGGAGAAGCUCCAAGUGAACAAGGUCAGUCUUAUCAUCCGAUGUUCUUUACUCACGAUCAUCCUUUCGAAGAAUUUUACUGUGUCUGUAUUGUUUUAUUAAAUAAAACUUGGAAAGAAAUGCGAGCAACAACAGAAGAUUUUGUAAAAGUUUUCUCUGUAGUUCGAGAACAGAUCACCCGUGCUCUUCAGAGUAAACCUACCGGUUUAGAUAAAUUUAAAAAUAAACUUCAACAGUUGACUUAUGCCACUAUAACUAAUCUCUGGCAACAGGAACGUACUAACCGAGAAGAAUGGGAGAGUCAUGCAAAACCAAUUGUGGAGUUGAGAGAACAAAUUACUCCAGAAAUUCUUGAACUCGUUAAGCAGCAACGACUUGGAUUUCUUGUUGAAGGAACUAGGUUUACUAAAUAUAGCGCUAGAGGCCAGAGAAUCAAAGACAAAUUUUGGUAUGUCCGUUUAUCACCCAAUUACAAAGUUUUCCAUUAUGGAGAUUGUGAUGAAAAGUCAGUACCAACAAUAGACGAACUUCCGAUGAAACUUGCUGUGGUUGAUAUCAGAGGUCUUUUAGUUGGAAGAGAUUGUCCUCAUAUGAAGGAUUUACAAAGACGAAAAACUACUCAUCAACUGGCUUUUUCUUUGAUAUUAGAAUCUGUUGAAGUUUCAAACUUGGAUUUUGUUGCACCCGAUGAACAAGUCUUUGAUUACUGGACCGAUGGAAUUAAUGCUUUGCUUGGUAAUAAAAUGACAAGCAAAGAAACAGAACAUGAUUUGGAAACACUUUUAUCGAUGGAUAUUAAGCUAAGACUGCUAGAUGCUGAAGGAAUUGACAUUCCUCAGGAUCCACCACCAAUUCCAGAACCACCGCCAAAUUAUGACUUCUGUUUUGAAUUAUAGAAAUUUGUAUCUCAAUUCAACUAAUACGAAUUAUGCAAAAAAAAUAUAUUAAAUUAAUCUUAUAACUACCAAAGGAAUAAUCUUUAGACAGUAAGUAAUCAAACAGUUAUCAAUUAUACAAUAUUAUUAAGUCACAUAUUCCAUAAUCAUUUUAUUUCUACUAAAAAUUUUAUCACAUGUGGCAAUUCCAUCUUUUUCAAUAGUUUAAAGUUUUUUUUUUAUCGGAAAUAGAUACAGUAUUUCACCAAAGAUAUAAAUAAGCAUUUCUCAUACAACAAUUAUGCAAGUGUUUAAUGCAUAGAAAUGAUAAAUUUCAAUUUUUUAUAAUUUUUCUAAC
Messenger RNA from Chelonus insularis, 2659 nucleotides. RefSeq names its product engulfment and cell motility Ced-12 (gene Ced-12). The coding region runs from base 145 to 2322 and encodes 725 amino acids. The record is from RefSeq and is a predicted model, not a curated record. The transcript is spliced from 5 exons. Gene Ontology annotation, biological process: cell motility; actin filament organization. Lineage: Eukaryota; Metazoa; Arthropoda; Insecta; Hymenoptera; Braconidae. Gene Ontology annotation, cellular component: plasma membrane.